Messenger RNA from Lampris incognitus (smalleye Pacific opah), 1302 nucleotides. RefSeq names its product synapsin-3-like. Lineage: Eukaryota; Metazoa; Chordata; Actinopteri; Lampriformes; Lampridae. Bases 1 to 1302 code for a protein of 433 amino acids. The transcript is spliced from 13 exons. Gene Ontology annotation, cellular component: synaptic vesicle membrane; synaptic vesicle. Gene Ontology annotation, biological process: neurotransmitter secretion. Gene Ontology annotation, molecular function: ATP binding. The record is from RefSeq and is a predicted model, not a curated record.
AUGAGGAUUUGCGAGCAGAUCUUCCAGGACGCGGAGGAAGGAGAGGAUAUCCAUCACACCCGAGACCUGCACGGACAGCUCAGGGGGAAGUAUUUCCGAGGGAAGAAGCUGAACGGGGAACACGAGAUCCGCGUGGAACAGGCCGAGUUUUCGGAGAUCAACUUGGCCUCCUACGUGAACACGGGCUGUACGGUUGACAUGCAGGUCACCCGAGGAGGCUCCAAAGUAGUCAGGUCCUUCAAGCCGGACUUUGUCCUGAUCCGGCAGCACGCCUAUAGCAUGACGCCAGGCGAGGACUUCAGGAGCCUCGUCAUUGGUUUGCACUUCGGAGGAGUGCCGAGCAUCAACUCUCUCUUCUCCAUCUACAACUUCUGCAGCAAACCCUGGGUGUUUUCUCACAUGAUUAAACUCUACCAUUCCCUCGGUCCGGAGAAAUUCCCCCUGAACGAGCAAAACUUCUACCCCAACCACGCGCAGAUGAUCACAACGCCGUCCUUCCCUGUGGUGGUGAAGAUGGGCCACGCCCACGCCGGCAUGGGAAAGAUCAAGGUAGAGACUCAACAGGAUUUCCAGGACAUCACCAGCGUGGUGGCUCUGGCCGGGACGUAUGCCACAUCUGAGCCUUACGUCGAAUCCAAAUACGACAUCCGCAUCCAGAAGAUUGGCACCAACUACAAGGCCUACAUGAGGACAUCCAUCUCUGGGAACUGGAAAGCCAACACGGGCUCCGCCAUGCUGGAGCAAAUCGCCAUGACUGACAGAUACCGUCUGUGGGUAGACUCCUGCGCCAAGAUGUUUGGAGGCCUUGACAUCUGUGCCGUGAAGGCGGUCCAUGGAAAAGAUGGCAACGACUACAUCAUCGAGGUGAUGGACAGUUCCAUGCCUCUGAUUGGUGAGCAUGUGGAGGAAGACAGGCAGCUGAUCACAGAUCUGGUCAUCGGUAAGAUGACCUCCGUGCUGCUGGGGGUCAACGCACCACAGCCUUCAUCCAUUAAGAUCACCCAGCCGAGACGGGCUCAAGGCGGGCAUCGCUCAGCAUCCGCCUCGCCAUCUCAGUCUGCUCAGGGUUCGCCUCAGAGAGCUCGCUCAGCGACCACCUCACCUAGCCAGGCCUUCCAGCCCGGCCCCAUCCCCGCCGCCUCCGGCCCCGCCUCCCAGAAACAGUCGCCACAGCUCAACAAAUCUCAGUCACUGACCAACACCUUCACGGAGACAUUGCGGGGGAACCUGACGGAUGACGAGGCCAAGGCGGAGACCAUCCGUAGCCUCCGCCAGUCCUUCGCCAGCCUCUUCUCCGACUAA